AUGCUCACCUCCCGCACCCUCCACCGCCUCACGAUCCGUCCACCACCACCAGCAACCUCACUCCUCCACCACAGACCCUUCAAGAUGUCAGCCCAACAAUCCAAAACCUUCGAAGGCGGCUCCUCCGCCACCCACAACCCCCACCCGGACUUCAAAUCCGUCGAGUCCACCCGUCCCCCCUUCGACGCCUCCCUGAACGUCCGCUACACCCAGACCAUCGCCCCGGACUGGCAAUACGGCUCCGGCGCCAACACCUUACAGUCCCCCUCGGCGUCCUCCGCGGCACACCUCUCCAUCGACCCCCACGAGCCCGGCCGCCCCGCCGGCUUCAACUACAAACUCCUCAUCUCGGGGAUCGUCCCGCGCCCCAUCGCCUUCCUCUCCACCCGCUCCGCCGACGGGUCCGUCACCAACCUCGCCCCCUUCAGCUACUUCAACAUGGUCAACCACGACCCGCCCCUCUUCGUCGUCGGCUUCGCCGCCUCCCUCGACAAGCCCAAGGACUCGCUGCGGUGUCUGCUGGAGAGCAAGGAGUGCGUGAUCAACAUCAUCUCGGAAGGCUUCCUGGAGGCCGCGAAUGCGACGAGCGUGAACGCGCCUUACGGCAAGAGCGAGUGGGAGGUCAGCGGGCUCACGCCGGUCUACGACUGUAAGCACGUCAAGGCGGCUAGAGUAAAAGAGGCGGUGUUUAGUAUCGAGGGCACGCUGGACACGUUCAAGGAGUACGAGUCGCGGGCGACGCCGGGGAAGAAGAGCGGCGUGGUGGCGACGAUUGAGGGGAGGAAUUUCUGGGUGAGGGAGGAUGCUGUGAAUGAGCAGAGGAAUAUCAUCGAUCCCGCGGUGCUUCGCCCGAUUAGCAGGCUCGGCGGCAUCACGUACGGCCGCGUGACCGAGGUGCUCGAGAUCCCGAGGGCGGACUGGGAGAAGAACAUUGGCGGCGAGGAGGGGUACGAGAAGAUCAAGAACGGGAAGCAGUAG
Molecule: messenger RNA, 978 nt
Organism: Colletotrichum karsti
Lineage: Eukaryota; Fungi; Ascomycota; Sordariomycetes; Glomerellales; Glomerellaceae
Exons: 2
Coding region: 1-978 (325 amino acids)
Molecular function (GO): FMN binding
Source: RefSeq, a predicted model, not a curated record